Messenger RNA from Nelumbo nucifera (sacred lotus), 722 nucleotides. It is a transcript of the gene LEA4-5, whose product is annotated as Late Embryogenesis Abundant 4-5. The record is from RefSeq and is a predicted model, not a curated record. Gene Ontology annotation, biological process: embryo development ending in seed dormancy. NCBI's taxonomy places the organism in Eukaryota, Viridiplantae, Streptophyta, Magnoliopsida, Proteales, Nelumbonaceae.
UGUGCGAGAGAUAGGUCUAAUCUCCGUUCAACCGCAACUCCCAAAUGCGAUAAGAAAAACAAAUAUAGUUUGUCCGAACCCCAACACAAAUCGAAAAUGCAGUCCAUGAAAGAAGCCGCCUCAAACGUCGCUGCAUCGGCCAAGUCCGGGAUGGAGAAAACCAAGGCGACCGUGCAAGAAAAGGUGGAUAAGAUGGCCGCUCAUAGUGCCGCUGAGAAGGAAAUGGCGAAGCAGCGUAAGGAGGAGAGGAUCAAUCAGGCAGAACUCAAGAAACAGGAGAUCCGCCAACAGAAUGCUGCAGCAAAACAUACAGGCAGUGGAGUUGCCGGUCACCCAACCGGGCUUUACGCGGGCUCUACACACACUGUGAACCCCCAUGGGCAGGUACUCUAAGGUACUGUUGGGACGUCGUACCCAAUCGGAAGCCGGAAGCAACGCGAGAUUGGGCGGUGACACUCAUACUUAGAAACGGCAACGGUGGGGCUUGAAGUUAGAAAGGGUGGUUACUGGUUAGUCGCAAUGGUCUCUCUACUGUAAAUUAACGAAUUUACUUGGUAUCAAUGUAUCAUUAGUAUUAUCUGACAAAAAAAAAAUGUAUCAUUAGUUUGUGUUGUAUUCGGUGUCCCUUGUUUCUUCCUCUGUUAUUUGGGAGUGAAAGCUAGUGAUAUGCUGUCGUUGUCUGUGUAUUUGUAAGCUAGAAUUAAUUCACCGUUAUAUUUGAA